Messenger RNA from Callorhinchus milii (elephant shark), 3187 nucleotides. RefSeq names its product hypoxia inducible factor 1 subunit alpha inhibitor (gene hif1an). The coding region runs from base 106 to 1122 and encodes 338 amino acids. Lineage: Eukaryota; Metazoa; Chordata; Chondrichthyes; Chimaeriformes; Callorhinchidae. Gene Ontology annotation, biological process: peptidyl-aspartic acid hydroxylation; negative regulation of Notch signaling pathway. Gene Ontology annotation, cellular component: cytoplasm; nucleus. The transcript is spliced from 8 exons. The record is from RefSeq and is a predicted model, not a curated record. Gene Ontology annotation, molecular function: peptidyl-histidine dioxygenase activity; [protein]-asparagine 3-dioxygenase activity; ankyrin repeat binding.
GGACGGAGGGAGGGAGGGAGGGAGGGGGAGAGAGAGGGGAGGAGUGUUGUUUCCUUUGAGCAGUGGGGACGGGAUCGCAGCGACGACGGCGGCGGCGGCUGAGCCAUGGCUGAGCGGAGCGCGGAGGAGAGCCAGGGAUGGAGCGAGGCCCAGCUGAGGAAAUACAGCUUCCCCACACGGCCCAUCCCCAGGAUGUCCCACACCGACCCGCGGGCUGAGGUGCUGAUAGACAACGAGGAACCUGUGGUGUUGACGGACACCAAUCUCGUAUACCCAGCUCUGAAAUGGGACUUGGACUACUUGCAGGAAAACAUUGGAACUGGGGACUUCUCUGUUUACAUCGCCAAAACACAUAAGUUCUUGUACUACGAUGAAAAGAAAAUGGUUAACUUUAAGAACUUCAAGCCAAAGUCUAGGCGGGAAGAGAUGAAAUUCAGCGAGUUUGUGGAAAAGCUUCAUAAGAUAGAAGAAGUGGGAGGUGAUGACAGGUAUUAUUUGCAACAGACGCUGAACGACACGGUAGAAAAAAAGAUUGUAGUGGAUUUCCUGGGGUUUAAUUGGAAUUGGAUUAACAAGCAGCAGACGAAAUGGAACUGGGGGCAGCUCACAUCCAACUUGCUACUCAUAGGAAUGGAAGGGAAUGUGACACCAGCGCACUAUGACGAACAGCAGAACUUCUUUGCACAAAUCAAAGGUUACAAACGUUGCAUUCUCUUCCCGCCUGAUCAGUUUGAUUGCCUAUAUCCCUACCCAGUCCAUCACCCUUGUGACAGACAGAGCCAGGUGGAUUUUGAAAACCCAGAUUAUGAAAGGUUUCCAAAUUUCAGAAAUUUAGCAGGAUAUGAAGCAGUGGUUGGUCCUGGUGAGGUUCUGUACAUUCCUAUGUACUGGUGGCAUCACAUUGAGUCGCUGCUAAAUGGAGGAGUCACUAUUACUGUCAACUUCUGGUACAAGGGUGCACCAACCCCAAAAAGGAUUGAGUACCCACUGAAAGCCCAUCAGAAGGUCGCCAUUAUGAGGAAUAUAGAAAAAAUGCUGGGGGAGGCUCUUGGAGAGCCACACGAGGUUGGACCAUUAUUAACCAAGAUGAUUAAAGGUCGCUACGAUCAGUCCUUCAGUUAAUCUUCGUCCUGCAGAUUCUUGGGUGACGCUUCCCCACAGAGUGAAAGGCCACCAGAGAGAGACUGAGCAAACUGUAAACUGGUAUUACAAGCCUGCACUGGAAAAAGAAAAAAAAAUGGGACCCCCCCCCCAUUCCCCCACCCUCAAUUGGUUGAAAUCUGCUGCUGUUGACCAGUCAAGUGGAUCCUGUAUACACUUCUGUUGGUGCGUGCCUGAGGGUGAGCGAGCUCUCUGGUAAACUCCUCAGCCCUGUUUAGCAGCGAAGAUAUGGCUCAGAGUGUGUACCCAGAUCACUUCACUUCCACAGAAAUGGUUUUAAGAGUUUUUUUUUAAUUGAAAGAGCGACACUUGCCUGUGACAUUGCUGUUUUAGACAGAUGGUUUGGGAAUGAAUGAUGUUGGUUUCUUUGUCACAGCACAUUGUUUGCAUGGGGUUUUGUUGCAGGACUCCUCCCCCCCUCACCACCACCACCCCCCCACUACUGACCCCAAUUUUUGGAAAUCGCCGUUUUUUUCUGAGAAGCAACAAACUUGCCCCCAUUUCCCGCACGGACUCCUUAACUUUGUUGAGAUGCGAAGCUUGAAAUAUUGGCAGACGGCAAGCAAAGGCACGCCAGCAGUACCAAAUAAAAUCCCACACUCAAUGAGCCAGUGAACAUCCUUUGUGAUUUUACUCUUAUAAAACACAGACGGAGCACUGCAGGUCGAUCGGCAUCUAAGAGGGAAAGGUGGGUGAAAAUUUCACUUGUGACCUUUCGGCAGAACUCUUAAUGUUCUCUCCUUCAAAUGUCCCCAUCAGAGCCUCUGUGCUUGUCCAACACUUUUUUACUUCACAUUUUCACCAUUUGUUGAUCAUAUCUCUCAGUUCACUCUGGAGUUUGCAUGUGGGAAGGAGGAGAAAGCGAGAGAGAGGUAAGGGAAUCUGACCCUUUUCUGUUCUGAGCUGAGAAGUGCAUGAGAUGCAAAGCAGACAGCGGGACUGGUUAAUGACAGAGCUACAAUGUUGAUCCGUGCUUAAAUGCAUCCAGCAAGCCUUUAUUGCUACACUGAGAUGUGAACAUAGAGUGAAAGACUCUAUUCCAAAAAACAUUAGGUCUACCUUGUAAUUUAGCUUGCUCUAAUUUUAUAACAGCAGCAAAAUAUGAAAUUCCCCAUUGAAUUCUUAUUUAGGCCUUUACAAUUCAGUCCAUUGGCACUCCUGAGUCUCUGGAUCCUACCUCCAAAAACAUGUCUUCCAUCUCUCAUGCAAGGGACUUCCAUUCCCACAAGGGGUUAGCACACAAUUUAUGACCGGUGGGACUGCAGCGCGGUACAGACUAGAUUGAUUGAUUGAUGGCUGCAAGGAAGGAUUUUGUUGGAUUCAUGUUCGUGCUGAGGUGGAUGCAUUCUGACGUUGUUUAAUCCACUUCACCCCCCACCCCUGCCCACUUCUCCUCCGUGACUUAAAGGAGAUUCAAAUUUGUCAGUGAAAGUGGAUGUUAUCAAAGUUGUGCUUUUUUUUACUCUUCCUUGCCCACAUGAAUACUUUUUUCCAAUUGAAGGAGAACAAGGGGCUCCAGGGAGUUGAGUUUUUACUCCAGCGACUGCUGCUGUGUGCCUGAUGUAGUGGUAAUGGGAGCAGACUGGUAGCUUCUGGUUCCCUAUCUCUGCCUCGCUAUUCUGCCCACCUCGCCUCUGCAGCCGAGCACUCCAUACAUUGAUGGAGAGAGACGCUGCAACACAUCAUGACGACCCUUUCAAAUGCACGGACGACAAGGCAGUCUCGGUCUUGGAAUUGGGGCAGUGACAGCUCUGUAAAGCCAGCUGCACUGUCGGCUCACAUCCAAGCUGGUGCUUUUUUUAAAAUAAGUUUUUUUUAAAGAAUAAAAAAAAACACUUGAAAGUGAAAAUAAAUGAUGCUGCUCAAAAUAAAUGUUGAAAAGUAACUGAUCUCUAAAUCUAAUGUUGCUGUUUCUUUUUCCCCUGUGAACAGAUCAGCAAUGAUAUCAUAAUUUGAUGAUAUGCACAGAUAUUUCUUCAUUUGCUUUCUCCAGAAAUAAUAAUAAUAAUCCUGGCAUUUGAUAUAG